UAAUUUCAUCUGCGAAGAGCUCUUCAUACACGCCUGCUGCUGAAAUAAACGCCAUGAGUUACUGUUGACGAUGAGUCAGUUUUCUAAAAACAACCUGUUGAAAGGGUCUCUUCAUGAUCCAGCCUCCUGGUGAAUGUUUAUGGGAGAUAUUAUAUCGCCUCGGUUGCCAUGGAAGAAAAGGACUGCGUCUAAGCGGUGUCAACUUUAACUCACAUGGAGCUUUUCUUGCCCUGUCUUCAAUUGAUAAACGCAGUAUGCAUGUAAAUGCACCGGAGAUUAACCCAUUCACAUCAGACUGAGUAACUCAGGAAGAGUUCUGACGACUGUUUUCGCCUGGAGAAGGUCUAAAUAACGAGGCCACUGAAGAGGCUGUAUUCCUGGGCAAAGCACCACUAAUUUCUAAUUCUCCCCUGCUUUGGUUUCUCAGACAGCCGCCAUCAUUCUGUGCUGCAAGGGUGACCCCAAAAUGUCUUCCAACGGCGAUCUGCAGGACGUUGGGAGCUGGGACAGCUUCUGGGAGCCGGGGAACUACAAGAGGACAGUAAAGCGCAUUGACGAUGGCUACAAGCUGUGCAAUGAGCUGGUCAGCUGUUUCCAGGAGCGAGCCAAGAUUGAGAAGGGCUAUUCCCAGCAGCUCAGUGAUUGGGCCAGAAAAUGGAGGGGUGUGGUGGAGAAAGGCCCACAGUAUGGGACUCUGGAAAAGGCGUGGCAUGCAUUUAUGAAUGCGGCAGAAAGACUGAGUGAGAUCCAUAUGGAACUAAAAGAAAAACUGGUUGAUGAGAACAGCGAGAAGGUUAGAAACUGGCAGAAGGACGCCUUCCACAAGCAGAUGAUUGGUGGAUUCCGUGAAACCAAAGAUGCUGAUGAAGGCUUCCGCAAGGCUCAGAAACCCUGGGUCAGAAAACUGAAAGACGUGGAGGCCUCGAAGAAGAGUUACCACCAAACUCGUAAGGAAGAGCGCACCGCGCUGACCCGUGAAACUCAUGCCAAGGCUGACACAACCAAAUCCCCAGAGGAGGUCCUCAAGUACACGGAGCGUCUGGAGAAAUGUACACAAGAGGCUGAGAAGGCUAAGGAGCGUUAUGAGAAGGCUCUGGACGAGCUCAAUCGCUGUAACCCACGUUACAUGGAGGACAUGGAGCAGGUGUUUGAAAUCACCCAGGAGGCGGAGAAGAACAGGCUGCGCUUCUUCAAAGAAGUCCUGCAGGACGUUCACCAGAACCUGGACCUCUCCAGCAAUGAUGAAUUCCGUGGCCUGUACCGAGACCUCAGCCAGACCAUCAAUGCAGCCAAUUACACGGAGGACCUCCGGUGGUGGAGAAACACGCAUGGGCCCGGCAUGAGCAUGAACUGGCCACAGUUUGAGGAGUGGUCACCAGAAGCAAACCGAUCCAUCAGUCGAAAGGAGAGGAACAGUCGCCCUGAUGACGUGGUCACCCUGACUAAUAUAGUAUCUGCAGGAGACGAACCCCCACCGACUCCACCGGAAACUACCAGGGCGGGUAAAGACUACUCCUCGGACUGGUCAGAUGAAGAAAGCCCCAAGAAAUUCAUUGCAGCUAACGGGGUGGACGAGGAAGAGAAGGUAGCCGGGGUUCGUGUUAGAGCACUGUAUGAUUACAUGGGGCAGGAGGCUGAUGAGCUGAGCUUUAAAGCAGGAGAAGAGUUAAUGAUGAUUGGCGAGGAGGACGAGCAGGGCUGGUGCAAAGGACGGCUUCACAGUGGAGAGGUGGGCCUUUACCCUGCUAACUACGCCCAAGCCAUGGCAUCUUGAUAACCCGCUCUGCCCCAACUUUUAUGUGGCAAUCCCAAGGUUGCAUCACACUGAACUAUGGCAAUUGUGGUGACAACACUGCCACAACUACAUGACCGAUUGGAUGCCACAAGACGCAAGAAUAACCGACAAGAGUGCACCGUUUUUGCUGACAAACUAGAGGACUUUAAGAAGAAUUGAUAUUUUCCCUUUUGCCCUUGGGCUUAAUGCAAAGACCAGUGCCUUUUAUAGUAAAAUGCCAGACACUUUCACCGUAGAGCUAAUGUUGUUAUAUUACAUGAUUGAAUAGAUACAUUUUAUGUCUCUACAAACAUCUGCUUUCAUUUGUUCACAGGACAAUAUGUAUGAAUCGCCACUGUAGGAUUUAAUUGGGAAGACCAGCUAUGACCUUUCAUAAUCGCAGUCCUAUUAUUUAGUAUUUCACAUUUGACCUUAUAUUCAGGUUUUGCAUAUCUUUCGUGAGAAGCGUGCUAGUGUGUUCAUAUGUCUCGUGUAAUAUGUUAGAAUGCUAUAGUUACUCUGCAAAUGGAUGAUUUUGACUUCAGAAGUGAAGGAUUCUUCCGAAUGCUUACAAUGUUCCUAUGUUUCAUAUUUACCUUGUUAUGUUUUCACAAAGAUAUCUGGAUUUGUCCUAAAGUAUCACUUGCUAGAUGCUCUUAAUCGCCCUUUGGAAACUUGUAAAGGGAAUUCCAGAGAGGAGAUUUGUUAAAUCUAUUUGGUGGGAUUGUUUUACUUUUUUAAUUUCUUUUGGUUUUUAUAUAGAAAGCAGGAAAUGCUUCUAAGUUGUGUGUUGACAGAAAGAGGGCAAGACUUGAUGGUGUCUUGAUUAGGCUUGUUAAGGUGUGUUUGCGUGUGUGAGUGGGAAAUAUGUCCACAUGUUCUGCCUCCGAUAUGCCCCACUGUGAACAUGGUUUUUCAUGAAACUUCUGUAACAGCCAAUACUAAUCCAUGUUUAAAGAAAAAUUAUAAUAAAUAUGAAUCAUAUAUCA
This is a messenger RNA of Xyrauchen texanus (razorback sucker), 2763 nucleotides long. Its product is annotated as protein kinase C and casein kinase II substrate protein 3-like. NCBI's taxonomy places the organism in Eukaryota, Metazoa, Chordata, Actinopteri, Cypriniformes, Catostomidae. Gene Ontology annotation, molecular function: protein binding; phospholipid binding. Bases 467 to 1774 code for a protein of 435 amino acids. The record is from RefSeq and is a predicted model, not a curated record. Gene Ontology annotation, biological process: plasma membrane tubulation; cytoskeleton organization; regulation of endocytosis. Gene Ontology annotation, cellular component: cytoplasm; endosome; plasma membrane. The transcript is spliced from 11 exons.